ACUCGAAACCCAAACCCUCACGAAUUGAAACCCUCAGAUUGAGGGGUAAGAAUCGGAAUGGUUCGUCUUACGUCUCGUCGUCACUUCUCACAGGAGGCCACCUGGUCACAAACGUGUCACCACCUCUAGCUCCCCCCACCCCCACCCCAACCGCCUUCCUCCAUCGUACACACACACUCAUCACUCCGUUAUCCACCCACACAUUUUAAUCGUCGCUGUUUCGAUACAACAUUUUAUCCACAAUCCUCUUCACUCAUGAGAAAUAAUAAUGCGGUUGCAUGUUUCAACCGUCAAAUUGCUGCAGCACUUACAAGAAGAGCUUUAUAUAAUGCUCAUUCAUUUAGGGCUGUUCCCUGCAGAUGUUUUUCGACGAGAUUCUCUAGUGUACAUGGGGAAAAACCCUCAGCAGAGUAUGCCAAGUUAAGGAAGGAAUCACUCGAAAGUGAAUUUGGAAAUGCACUUACUUCUCGAUCCAAACGUCUCUCAAUGUACUACAGUUUUGGUCCCUUUUUGGCAUUGUAUAGAGCAGCAUAUAUUUCCUACGAGGUCUUCAAGCUUACUUUGGGUCAUUUUUUUAUUCACGACAUUAAAAAACGUUCAGAAAAGUUUUGUGAGACCCUUAUCCGGUUGGGUCCUUUUUAUAUCAAGCUAGGACAAGUUCUUAGCACAAGACCGGAUAUACUACCUUCUGUAUACCGUAAUGAACUUGCUAAACUACAGGAUCAAAUACCCCCGUUUUCAACCAAGGUUGCCAUACGUUCUAUUGAAUCUCAGUUAGGUGCUCCUAUUUCAGAAAUUUUUGCAGACAUCAGCCCCGAACCCGUUGCUGCAGCAUCUUUAGGACAAGUAUAUAAAGCUCAUUUGCAUACAGGGGAGCUAGUAGCUGUAAAGGUGCAAAGGCCCGGUAUGUCACUUUAUUUGACCCUUGACGCCUUGUUAUUUAACAUGAUCGGGGGCCAGUUAAAGCGAUUUGCCAAAGCAAGGAAGGAUAUAAUUGUAGCAGUUAAUGAGACGGUCAGGCAUAUGUUUGAAGAAAUUGAUUACAUCCUUGAGGGACAGAACGCUGAGCGGUUUGCUUCUCUGUACGGUUUCCGUGACUCUCAACAGGAAGAUACGUACCCGAAAGAAAAAUGGGUUAAAGUUCCGAAGAUAUAUUGGAACUAUACUCGAAAAGCUGUGCUUACAAUGGAAUGGCUGGAUGGUAUUAAGCUUAAUGAUGAUGCUGCAUUAAGGGCUGCCGAUUUAAACCGGAAAGAACUUAUAGAUAAGGGUUUGUACUGCUCCCUGAUGCAAUUACUCGAGGUGGGGUUUUUUCAUGCGGACCCUCAUCCGGGAAACCUUGUUGCUACAAAGGAGGGGGCUCUUGCUUACUUUGACUUCGGGAUGAUGGGGGAUAUACCACGUCACUACCGCGUUGGACUUAUCCAAGUGCUUGUGCACUUUGUGAACCGCGACUCUCUGGGAUUGGCGAAUGAUUUUUUGUCUCUGGGGUUUCUUCCGGAAGGGGUCGAUAUGCAGUUGGUUUCUGAUGCGCUUAAAUCAUCCUUCGGUGAUGGCACCAGACAGUCCCAAGAUUUCCAGGCGAUAAUGAACCAACUCUAUGACGUUAUGUACGAGUUCAACUUCGCUCUUCCACCCGAUUAUGCAUUGGUAAUCAGGGCACUAGGCUCCCUCGAAGGGACAGCAAAAACAUUGGACCCUGAAUUUAAGGUCGUCGAAAGCGCAUACCCUUUUGUCAUUGGACGGCUUCUGGUGGACCCCAGUCCCGACAUGAGGAAGAUAUUAAGAGAACUCCUUAUCCGUAACGACGGUUCCGUAAGAUGGAACCGCCUAGAACGCCUGGUAGCAGCGAUAUCCGAACAGUCCUCUAAUAAGUCUGGGGAAGCGGAUAAGGAUGCUAAGAAACCGUCUACAAGUCCGCUGGAGGGGAAUUCGUUCGAUGUGCAUGCCGUUGUUGCUGCUACAGAAGAUCUUGUAAAGUUUAUUUUAUCUGAUAAGGCGUUCCGUGUGCGCCUUUUUAUCAUUCGUGAUAUAGUCAAAGUGGCAGAUAUAUUUCUUCAAGACCAAGUUACGUCUUGCAUGUUUGAUGAGAAUCUUGAGCCAAGGUUUACAGUGGAAUCUGAGGGGCAUGCUACUCUGAAAAGGGUGGUUAAUGGGUUGUUCUACUUUUGGCAAGCGGUGAAAAUGGCACCGGAAGCAUGGACGGCUAUGAUGAUUCGAAUGGCGUUAAACCCCGAGAUUCACAGAUUUUAUUUUGAUAUUGUUUCGGCCUUGUUCUUGCAUUCUAACCGUAGGAUCCCAGACACAAUGUGGAUUUGUCUAUCCAGAUUUCUUCAUAAAUUGGUGAAAUCUUAGCAAGUAUCAAAGUGCAUUCCGAGGUUGUACAUCUAUAUGAUUAUGGUACAUUUUUAUAGGAAUCAACUGACCGUUAUAUGACCCUUGAAACGAGUUUGUUGAAGAUUAGUGCUCUUAUAGAGAUUCAUGGUAAUUUAGUCAUUUCCAUAUGUAUAAACAACUUUAGAAACAGUUUUUAUGUUCGAAAAAAUAUAUAUAACCCGAGAUAAUAAGAUAGUAAAUUUUUUAUGAGUUAA
Molecule: messenger RNA, 2591 nt
Organism: Helianthus annuus (common sunflower)
Lineage: Eukaryota; Viridiplantae; Streptophyta; Magnoliopsida; Asterales; Asteraceae
Exons: 14
Coding region: 256-2355 (699 amino acids)
Source: RefSeq, a predicted model, not a curated record